Drechmeria coniospora is the source of this 609-nucleotide messenger RNA. RefSeq names its product DNA replication complex GINS protein PSF1. Gene Ontology annotation, biological process: DNA replication; DNA strand elongation involved in mitotic DNA replication. The transcript has 2 exons. The coding region runs from base 1 to 609 and encodes 202 amino acids. NCBI's taxonomy places the organism in Eukaryota, Fungi, Ascomycota, Sordariomycetes, Hypocreales, Ophiocordycipitaceae. Gene Ontology annotation, cellular component: GINS complex. The record is from RefSeq and is a predicted model, not a curated record.
AUGUACGGAGAUAUGGGGGUCAAGCUGGUCCAGCAUGCCAAGCGGACGCAGAACCUCACGCACCUCCCACCGUACCAGACCGAGCUCGUGCGUGCGGUGACGAGGGAGGUGAGGGAUCUCGACAAAGAUGUAUCCGACCUCCUCGAGCCGUUUCAAGGCUCCUUCGACCCGGUGGCGGAUCAGGCCGUCGCCUGCACGCUGCUGGUCAAUCACCUCUCGAUGCGGCGCAACAAGCGGUGCUUGCUGGCGUAUCAUCGAACGCGCACCGACAAACUCGAGGAGCUUGUGUGGAACGGAUCCGACGUAGUGGAUCUAUCAGGGCAGCAGAUACGCGAGGCGAGCGGCGGUGCCAACGGCGUCCCGCCCGCAGCCGGCGACGGAUCGACCAGCAGCCUCAGCCCCCAGGAGGAGGAGUACGUGCGGCAGUACGGCGACCUGCUCGCGGCCUACAAGGGACAGUGGACAGACAUCGAUCUCACGGGGAGUCUCGAUCCGCCGCGAGACCUCUUCAUUGACGUUCGGGUGCUGAAGGAUGCGGGAGAGAUUCAGACGGAAUACGGGCACGUGCCGGCUCCCCUCAUCGGCAGCCAAUACCGGCAGCUAAGCUAA